Messenger RNA from Aedes aegypti (yellow fever mosquito), 2957 nucleotides. Its product is annotated as coiled-coil domain-containing protein 170. The record is from RefSeq and is a predicted model, not a curated record. Bases 379 to 2718 code for a protein of 779 amino acids. NCBI's taxonomy places the organism in Eukaryota, Metazoa, Arthropoda, Insecta, Diptera, Culicidae. The transcript has 10 exons.
UCCACCGGACGAAGUUUGGAACGUGUGGAACUUUAAUGAAUUAACUCCCGGGGUUGUUGAUUAUGUUUCGCGGUGAACAAAACCUGCUGAAGCAUAGAAUUGGAAAGGGUUGCGUUUGAAAACUUGCCUUCGAAAGUUAGUAGCGGUUUGUCGUCCUUGAAGUGCAACAACGCGAACGAACUGUGCUGGGUUAUUAUCUCUGGAAAUCAUCGAAAGGCAAUCGAUCUAUCAGUAUUAGUUGGGGGUGUGUUUGUGGGAUGCUUUGUGUGAAAUAUCUCAAACGGUGGCAAGUUUCGUACGAUAUUUUUGAAUUGAGGUUGCCGGUUCCUAACGAAAAGGUUGGAUAUUUGUGAAAGUGAUUAAAAAAUAGUCGCCGUGAUGUCAAAACGCAAGACUGGAGAUGAAGCAUCCGGUAACAGUGAAAAAGACUGGGAGAUCUUUGACAUUCUUGUAGGUGCAGAUGAGAUAAUGCCAAAGCAUCAUCACUCCCCAGUGCAUCAUCAUCAUCACCCGGACCCAGCAUGCAACGAUCACCUAGCGCACUCGAUCGACCUGGCCACGACUCUACGGAGCGAGCUGGCCGCUUCCACCUACAAACGAGACCGCCUGAUGGCUGAACUGUCCGAUGCCAAAAGCAACCUGUGUGCGAAGGAAAACGAAUGUGAAGCGCUGCGAGCGCAAAGUGCCCGUCAAACCUCACUCAUCAGCUCUCUUCAGCAACGCCUCGCUGCGUCCGAGUCCCGCGAAAAAACCUUACACUCCCGAAGCGAAAGCGUGGUCGGUACUCUGAAUCGCGACAAGAAGCAUCUGGAGGAUAAAAUAAAGGAGCUGUGUGCCAAGGCCCGGCGAUUGGAAUGCGAACUGACCACGGAAGAAGGCCACCGAGACCAGGCAAGGGCUCAUCUACAAGAUCUGGUGCGUAGGUUAUGCCUCGUGUUGGGCAUCGACGUUUGCGACGGGACGCAUCUCACUCCGGAGUGUGUGUUGAACAAGGCAGGCGAAACGGUAGCAGAGCUGCAGCGGUUGAGAUCGAAACUGGCCGGGACCUGUGAGCAUCUGAACUCUACCGAGGCGGAACUCAUCACCACAAAAACGGCAGCUUCGGCCGAUAAGACGCGGCUGCAGACGCAAAUCGAGGGACUGCAGUCGCUUGCACAAGGUCUGGAAACGCGCUGUCGACAGGCGGAGCGGGACCUGCAGACGACUCGCGAUCGGCUAGCGGAAAGCGAAGUCAACGGGGAUAAGCUCAGAGAGGAGCUGCGAGGAUUUGAGUCUCGGUGUUGUCGACUGCAGAACAGCUGUGAUCGAUUGCAAACCGAAAGAUUGCAGUUCCUGAGGACGAUAGCAACCAUCAUUGGGAUCAAUGAGCCUUGUGAGAAUAAUAUCCGGGACAAGGUUCGAGAAAUUACCAAUCACAAUCAAUCGUUGCAUGAUCAAGUUUCUCAACUAAAGGAACAACUACACCAGGAAGCCUCCCGCCAUCGCGAGCAUCAGGAAAACACAACCUGCCGUUUGAAGAACGAAGAACAACAUCGGAUGAGCGUAGAAGAACGAUUGGAGAAAGCUUGCCACGAGCUUCAGCACCUUCGAGCGGAGCACACCACUCUAAGUGAAUAUUUGGUGCGACUGGCCCGAGCCUUAUGCUGGAGUGAAUGUUCGGAACCACCCGCACCGGGAAGUGACACAACCAUUCUAGGUGAAACGCUGCUGGAAAGAGCCGAGAGGUUAGCAACUCAUCACGACCAUCAUGUGCACGGAAUCUGUGAUAAGAACUGCUGGGAACUGGCAAACCACCAUUCGCACUCCCACUCGCAUCAUCACAGCCACCUGCCAAAGCUGAGACGGGAACGGUCCUGCACCGAUCUGCCAAUGAAAGAAAGCACGGCACUGUACAAUUUGCAACGAAGGGUUCGCGUCCUGCGGGAACAAGUCCAGCGGAGGGAUCUGCAUUUGGAACUCCUGCGGCGAAAGAUUGCACUGCUCGAGGACAAUGCUAGGGGGAAAACCAUGUUGCAAACGGAACGUGAUGAAGCUGUUCACAGGGCGAGAAAGAAUUCGAAAAAUGCCGAAAGAACCGCUCAGCAGCUGUCGGAAGUGAAGGCCCAGUUGGUGGAAGUGAAGACGCAGCUGAAUGAAGCAUCGGACUAUAAAAUCACCGCCUUGGAACGGGCCCGGAAGUGCGACGAGUUGCAGGCACGUCUUUGCGAGCUGGAAAAUGAAAGGGAACGGUUAGUGGGCCAAUUGGCAGCCUAUAAAUCCCGAGCCCGUUCGGCGGUCGAAAGUUCCCACGAGCGAAGGGUGCGGGACGAACAUGCUAUCACGCAUCUCCGCGAUGAGAUGUCGCGAAUAAAGUCGCAACUGGCCGAUACUAACCAUCGUCUGUCACAGCUUCAAGCGUUCCGAACAUCAGUGGCAAAGCUGCUGCAUCUACGAGACGGCCCCGAUUCUGAAUUGCUGCACAAACUGCAAACCAUGUGCAACGCCCAUCAUCAGUGCACGUGUCUGGGGAGCAGCCACUACGGUCCGUCUUCCCCGUUGGGAACGGCUGGUAGUGAUCAUCACUGUUCCCGAUACGACGACAUUGGCCCAGGGCCUUCAUCUGCCGGAUGCAGACCGUUGAGUUCCAGCCCGAUCCACACCAGGAGAUACAUCGACUCAGGCUUCAAUGACCACGACCAUAAUUUCGAUGACGAUUUCGAUUUCGGGAAGAAAUAUUAAAGCUGCCAUUUGCGGGAAACAACACUGCCAAAGCGGAGAGAUGGCGUGAAAUGAGGAGCUGCUGUAGGAAGGAAGGCAUCAGCUCAGCAGAUACUUUAUGGGGGAGAUAUGAGUUCAUAGUUACCCGUGCGGUUGGUGUUUUAUAGCGAACGAACUGUACGCAUUUAGCGGCACCUAGUUGAGGGUAGUGGAAACACAUUUGUUGUAGCAUAUAAUGUUGUAUGAAAUAAAUGUUAAAC